This is a messenger RNA of Argentina anserina (silverweed cinquefoil), 1331 nucleotides long. RefSeq names its product iron-sulfur protein required for NADH dehydrogenase, mitochondrial. The record is from RefSeq and is a predicted model, not a curated record. Bases 70 to 936 code for a protein of 288 amino acids. Gene Ontology annotation, cellular component: mitochondrion. Gene Ontology annotation, molecular function: ATP-dependent FeS chaperone activity; ATP binding; 4 iron, 4 sulfur cluster binding. The transcript has 8 exons. Lineage: Eukaryota; Viridiplantae; Streptophyta; Magnoliopsida; Rosales; Rosaceae. Gene Ontology annotation, biological process: mitochondrial respiratory chain complex I assembly; iron-sulfur cluster assembly.
UCUCCUAAAACCCAGAAACGAGAAAAACCCCGGACAACAUUUCUGACUCAAGUUCGUCUAUUGGAAUUGAUGAGAAGGCUAUUGAGGAGGCUCGGAGGCGUUAGGAGUUACAGCGCGGUGAGAAAGGACCUUCGGAUUGAGGGUGUUAAGCAUGCCAUAGCUGUUGCUUCUGGUAAAGGCGGUGUGGGCAAGUCCACCACUGCAGUUAAUGUGGCUGUUGCACUUGCUAACAAGUGUGGAUUGAAGGUUGGUUUGCUUGAUGCUGAUGUUUAUGGACCAAAUGUUCCUAUCAUGAUGAAGCUCGAAGGCAAGCCAGAAGUGACCAAAGAUAAAAAGAUGAUACCAAUUGGGAGCUAUGGAGUCAAAUGUAUGUCGAUUGGACUUCUUGUAGACAAGGAUGCCCCACUUGUUUGGAGAGGUCCUAUGGUAUCAAGUGCUCUCGAAAAAAUGACAAGGGGGGUUGACUGGGGAGUUCUUGAUAUUCUUGUGGUAGACAUGCCUCCAGGCACUGGUGAUGCUCAUAUUACUGUAUCCCAAAGGCUACAAUUAUCAGGUGCAUUAAUUGUUUCAACACCUCAGGAUGUUGCACUAAUGGAUGCUCGCAGGGGAAUUAACAUGUUCUCUAAAGUUGAAGUGCCCAUCUUGGGAAUUGUUGAAAACAUGAGCUGUUUUAAGUGUCCAAACUGUGCUGAACGAUCAUUCAUUUUUGGGGAAGGAGGAUCUCGUAAGACAGCAGCGGAGAUGGGAAUAGAAGUUGCUGGCGAGAUACCAUUAGAAGUGGGGAUCAGAAAAGGCUCUGACGACGGUGUCCCAGUAGUAAUAUCAGCACCUGAUUCUGAUGUCUCAGAGGCAUAUGUUGAGGUGGCUCGGAAAGUUGUCAGCAGACUUGAAGAAUUAUCUAAGGAAGAACAUUCACGUCCUCAGAUUUCCCUUUGAUUUUCACAAUGUUCUUGUCUUUGCAACUCGAGAUUUUGUGCUGUUCAGGGAAGUACAAAUUAUUUAUAGUAAGAAUAAUUCCAGACAGAUUAUCACACUGUUCAUAUUCUGCUUUGAUCUAAUUGAUACUCAUUGGAACCUGCUUGAUUUAAAGUGUUGAAUCAUUCUCCGUGUGCAUCCUUGUAGAAUGAGAAUUAAUGGGGUGAGAAAGGGAGUGUAUCCACUUUGUAACUUUGACCUGAUGACAACAGAUCAAGGCCCCAUCCUUUUCAGUUCAAUGACAGAACAAGGUCCACUUUCCAAAUUGAAAGGCUAGUGUCAAGGAACACUUGCAGAAUAUGCAUCACUCAUUUGAACCUCUAAAUCUCUAAUAGUGGACGCAUCUUUCAGAUCUU